AUGUCACGCAUUCUGCCGUCGCUCCGUCGCUUCUCCACCUCCAGAAUGAACCUCGACAAAAUCAUCACAGCAAACCCCACGCACCAGUACAAACAGGCGACUCUGGACGUGCAGGACGUGAGUCCAGACCCCAUUGUGCAGUUCCAGAAAUGGUUCCAGCAGGCCAAGGACGCCGGCAUCCCCAUUCCCGAGGCAGUCAACUUCGCCACCGCGCAGCUGCCGUCCGGUCGGGUCAGCUCGCGAACUGUGCUCUUCAAGGAGCUCGAUCCACGUGGCCUCAUCAUCUACUCCAACUGGGGCACCAGCAAAAAGUCGCGCGACGUCAAGUCCAACCCUUGGGCCGCCAUCACAUUUUUCUGGAAGGAGUCUGAGCGCCAGGUCCGCAUUGAGGGCCACGUCGAGCUCCUGUCGCCGCAAGAGUCGCAGGAAUACUACUCGUCGCGACCGCGAGACUCGCAGAUUGGCGCCUGGGCGUCCCCUCAGUCCCAGGUGAUUGCCGACCGAUCUGUGCUCGACAAGAAGAUUGACGAAAUCACCAACAAGUUCAAGGACACGGAUAAAAUCCCCGUGCCGGACUUUUGGGGAGGCGCUCGCCUGGUGCCUCUGGAAUGGGAGUUCUGGCAGGGCCGAGAGAGCCGAGUGCAUGACCGGGUCGUUUACGUGAGAGAUAGCGAAAAGGACCAGUGGCGAAUCGAGAGAAUUGCUCCUUAG
This is a messenger RNA of Yarrowia lipolytica CLIB122, 711 nucleotides long. RefSeq lists its product as uncharacterized. The record is from RefSeq and is a predicted model, not a curated record. Gene Ontology annotation, biological process: pyridoxine biosynthetic process. Gene Ontology annotation, molecular function: pyridoxamine phosphate oxidase activity; FMN binding. NCBI's taxonomy places the organism in Eukaryota, Fungi, Ascomycota, Dipodascomycetes, Dipodascales.